Heteronotia binoei (common prickly gecko) is the source of this 2010-nucleotide messenger RNA. It is a transcript of the gene TBPL1, whose product is annotated as TATA-box binding protein like 1. The coding region runs from base 268 to 855 and encodes 195 amino acids. Gene Ontology annotation, biological process: DNA-templated transcription initiation. Gene Ontology annotation, molecular function: general transcription initiation factor activity; DNA binding. Lineage: Eukaryota; Metazoa; Chordata; Lepidosauria; Squamata; Gekkonidae. The record is from RefSeq and is a predicted model, not a curated record. The transcript has 7 exons.
GCGCGCUUUGUGUCGCGGAGAUUCGGGCGGCCUGGAGACCCGGAACAGUAAGAGGAGCAGGAGGCGGCGACGGUGGCGGGUCGCGCAGCAACCGGUCGCGCGGGGGUGGGGGCGUGAGCCCACUGGAACCCGGUGAGGAGGAGGAGGAGGAGGAGAACCCAGGCAAAGUCAGCCGUUGGGUUGCUCAGCAAUAACGGUCUUGGCAUGCAUAACCGUUCUGCGCUGGAGAUGUGAUCUUCAUGGUAGUCUGAGUUGUAAAUUACUCCAAUGGAUGCAGAGAGUGAUGUUGCAUUGGACAUUUUAAUCACAAAUGUAGUAUGUGUCUUCCGAACAAGAUGUCAUUUAAACUUGCGAAAGAUUGCUUUAGAAGGAGCAAAUGUAAUAUACAAGCGUGAUGUUGGGAAAGUAUUAAUGAAGCUUAGGAAGCCCAGGAUUACAGCAACAAUUUGGUCCUCAGGGAAAGUAAUUUGCACAGGGGCUACAAGUUGCUCAUUUAUUUUUUUCAACUCUAGCGAAGAAGAAGCUAAAUUUGGUGCCAGACGAUUAGCCCGUAGUCUGCAAAAACUAGGUUUUCAGGUGAUUUUUACAGAUUUUAAAGUUGUCAAUGUUUUAGCAGUAUGCAACAUGCCCUUUGAAAUCAGAUUGCCAGAAUUCACAAAAAACAACAGGCCUCAUGCUAGUUAUGAACCUGAGCUUCAUCCUGCAGUGUGCUACAGAAUAAAAUCUCUCAGAGCUACAUUACAGAUUUUUUCAACAGGAAGUAUCACAGUUACAGGACCAAAUGUAAAGGCUGUUGCCACUGCAGUGGAACAGAUCUAUCCAUUUGUGUUUGAAAGCAGGAAAGAAAUUUUAUAAUUUGCCACUUCGUGGUUAGGCGACCUAACCAAGCACCUUCUUAUGAGACUGCUGCGCAUUGGACUUAAAGCAAAAACAAGAGGGUGGGGGUGGGGAAAGGACAACUGGACCAACACAGCUGAGGAGGUGCAAGCUUUUGGCCACAGUUAUAAACUCCAGUCCUUUUUGGAUUUUGUUUUGAACAGUGCUGUAUUGUAAAAACAAAAGUUUACAAGAGAUGAAAUUGCUGCUUUUUACAAGACAUUCUAUUUAUUUCUGCAGUAAUUUCUGUGUGUUCAUAAGCAGAAUUUGUCACGAUAUGCACUAACUUUGGAAAUACUUCUUUAGUUUGAGCUUGUGUUUUAUUUGUGAAUAGUCUUUUACAUUUUUGUACGCUGACUGUUGGGCACCAAAGAUGCUGUAGACAUUACCCUUUUUCACCUGACAAAUGUGCACAAAUAAAGGCCUGUAAAAUCUCUCUUCAUCCUUGUUCCGUUACAUUCCUUCUUCCUUUUCUAUUAACCAUUGUAUAUUGGCAAAGUAGCUCUAGAAUUCUAUAUGUAUAAUCUUUUGCUUAUAUUUUGUUCCAGUUCUAGUGUGUAUGUAAAGUGAUCAGUAGCAGACUAGACUGAAACUGGCAGAUGCUUAAGUUCCAAGGGCAGAAUUUGGCUUGCUGUAUUUUUUUCUUGUAACUAAAUGCAGAAUUUGGAGGAUUGCCUUCCUGCCUUGCUAAAUGAGAAUGUAUUCUGCGUCAUAAUGGACUACAGUGAAGAAUGUGGUCAAUGAAGAGAGAAGCUUUCAUUCUGAAGCACUUGUGGUUGUAAAAUCAGCUGUCCUUGUCUGCAUUCCAGAUGCAAGUUCUGUUUUUGUUUUUUUGAAGCCAUGUUAUGACCUACUUCCACUGACUGAUCUUAAUUUUCAGGAAAGACCAUCCUUUGCAUUUGUUCAGUCUUAAUCUUCUAAACAACUGUCCACUUUUUUGCCAAAUGUUACUAUAGUACUGUUAUACAGUUAAAAAAAAUCACUAACAAGCACGAAAGCUUGACUUUGGCAUGUAAUUUUGAGACUGGAAAGCCAAUACGGAAUUUCUCAAUUCGUUUGCAUAUGGAACAGAUGAGAGAUAAAUCAUAAUGAAAAUGCUAUUCUUGCCGUCUACAAUAAAUAUGUAAAACUACA